This is a messenger RNA of Drosophila hydei, 1692 nucleotides long. RefSeq names its product nedd8-activating enzyme E1 regulatory subunit (gene APP-BP1). The coding region runs from base 50 to 1627 and encodes 525 amino acids. Gene Ontology annotation, biological process: ubiquitin-dependent protein catabolic process; protein ubiquitination; protein neddylation. Gene Ontology annotation, molecular function: ubiquitin activating enzyme activity; NEDD8 activating enzyme activity. Lineage: Eukaryota; Metazoa; Arthropoda; Insecta; Diptera; Drosophilidae. The transcript is spliced from 6 exons. The record is from RefSeq and is a predicted model, not a curated record. Gene Ontology annotation, cellular component: cytoplasm; nucleus.
UUCACGUUUAGCAACACUUGUAAAGAUUUUUUAGCUACCGGCUUGAAAAAUGUCUUCGCCUGCACCUCCAAAGUCACCUGAAUUGUCAGAUAAAAGCAAAAAAUAUGAUAGACAAAUCAGGUUGUGGGGCGAUCACGGGCAGACAUUACUAGAGGCGGCCACAAUAUGCGUGGUCAACGUGACGGCCGUUGGUUGUGAGACAGCAAAGGGGCUCGUGUUGCCGGGCAUUGGAGGCUUCACUGUCGCUGACGGCAGCACAGUUAAGGAAGAGGACUUGGGCAACAACUUUUUUCUAGAUAAUAGCUACCUGGGUAAAUCGAAGGCACUUGCUUGCAAACAGCUGUUGCAGGAGCUCAAUCCGGAUGUCAUUGGCGAUUAUGUUGACGAGAGUGUUGACUAUAUCUUGGCAAACCGUCCAAAUUUCUUUGACAGUUUUGAUUUGGUGAUUGCGUCGAAUCUGAACGAACAGUCACUCCUUCAGCUGGCAAACCGAUUAUGGGAGUCUAAUGUACCACUUGUCUACUGUCGCUCACUUGGCAUGCUGGGCUCUAUACGCCUGCAAAUUAAGGAGCACUGCGUUAUAGAAGCUCAUCCCGAUAAUCGUCAGUUUGAUUUGCGUCUGGAGCAGCCAUUUCAAGCAUUACGUGAUCAUUUGGAAUCAACAGAGAUUACGAGUAAGGUACCCUGGCUUCUAGUGCUCUACAAAUACCUGAAAAUUUGGCAGAAAGACCAUGGAGCUGGUCGGUUAGCGCCUGGCAACUACAAGGAAAAGAGUCAACUGCGCGAGACAAUCAGAAAAGAAAUGCAGAAGGAUGAGGAGAACUAUGAGGAGGCUAUUAAGGCAGUUAACACUGCAUUUGGCGCUGGAAUGGUGCCAAGCGCCCUCAAGGCCAUAUUCGAGGACGAUGCCUGUUUGAAUUUACAAAAAAAAAACGAUGUCUUUUGGAUCAUGGCCAAGGCACUUAAGCAUUUUGUAGUAGAAGAAAAUAAGGGUUAUCUACCGCUACCAGGCGUACUGCCCGAUAUGACAGCCAACACAGACUCGUAUAUAGCACUGCAGCAAAUCUAUCACCAACAGUCGCUGCAUGAUGCCGAUCAGGUGUAUCACAAAUGCCAAGAUUAUCUGAAGCAGUUGUCUCUGCCAGCGGAUAGCAUAGAUGAUCGCACUGUGCGUUUGCUAUGUCGUGAGGCAGCCGGAUUGUCUGUGCUGCGCGGCACACGCAUUGCCGAUGAGUAUGAGAAAAACUGUCGACUGCUACCGUUGGUGGAAGAUAAUGAGCUACAGGGCACCUUAACAGCUUUUAAUUUCGCUCUACGUGCAUAUGAGCGUUUCCUAAGCGAAUGCGGCAGCAUACCUGGUGAGUGCUCUGUGGAACAGGACAUCGUGCGUCUUAAGAGCAUCACCAGCAAAAUGCUUAACGACUUGGGCUUACAUGUGACCAUCAGCGAUGAUGUUUUGCACGAGAUAUGCCGCUACGGCGGCGCCGAGUUGCAUGCUGUGUCCGCUUUUAUUGGAGGCUGUGCUGCGCAGGAGGUGAUCAAGAUAAUUACCAAACAAUAUAAACCAAUCGAUAAUACAUUUAUCUAUAAUGCUAUUAGCACUGAAAGUGUUACGUUAAAGUUGUAAAGCAAUUCCUUAAAAUGGAUGAGAUUUUAAAAUUAAAUUCAAAAACUUACCGCAUUUGAAUUUAA